This is a messenger RNA of Clarias gariepinus (North African catfish), 2489 nucleotides long. It is a transcript of the gene tes, whose product is annotated as testis derived transcript (3 LIM domains). The record is from RefSeq and is a predicted model, not a curated record. Gene Ontology annotation, molecular function: zinc ion binding. Bases 182 to 2038 code for a protein of 618 amino acids. Lineage: Eukaryota; Metazoa; Chordata; Actinopteri; Siluriformes; Clariidae. The transcript has 7 exons.
GCCGCAGAGGUGCCGCGGACACACACGGGGCAAAAAAAAGUCAAAGUUCUGCCCCAAGCCGAUACCCGACAUUUUACUGAACUGCCCCUCCACCGCAGAGGAUUACUGUCCGGUAGUUUUUGUUUGUUUGUUUGGGAGAAACGUACUUUGUAAGUCAGCUUGCUGUGACUUUAGACUGACCAUGGAAAUCGAGAAAGAAGUUAAAAAGAUGACCCUGGGCCACGAGCUCGGAGCCGGAGCAGCGUGUCUGAAAUGCAAGGACAAGUGCGAGGGCUUCGAACUUCACUUCUGGAGGAAGAUCUGUCGCAACUGCAAGUGCGGGUUGGAGGAUCAUGACGUCCAGCUGCAGACGGAAGAGAACCAGAAGGUGGGGCGGCUUUUCGAAGACACCAAGUACACAGGUCUCAUAGCGAAGCUGAAGAGAGACGGAGUGCCUUCGUACCAAGGCGGCCAGCUCACCGUAACGAUCAGCACACCUGCUGUUGGUACUGCAAUUCCUGUUCCAGUGGCUGGUAAUGCGAGUACAGUGAGUCCUGCUUAUUCCCAAAGUAUCCCCGGCCACGGCGCCCCCUCUGCCCCCGGCCACGGCGCCCCCUCUGCCCCCGGCCACGGCGCCCCUUCCGCUCCUGGCCACGGCGCCCCUUCCGCUCCUGGCCACGGCGCCCCCUCCGCCCCCGGCCACGGCGCCCCCUCCGCCCCCGGCCACGGCGCCCCCUCCGCCCCCGGCCACGGCACUCCCUGCGGCCAUGGCACCCCCUGCGUCCCUGGCCAUGGCGCCCCGUCCGCCCCCGGCCACGGCGCACCCUCCGCCCCCGGCCACGGCACCCCCUGCAUCCCCGGCCACGGCGCCCCUUCUGGCCACACUGCCCCCUUCAUCUCUGGUCAUGGCGCCCCCCCUGUUGCACAGAAGGGUACUCUGUCUCCUGCAGGACAAGGUGUCCCCUCUGUCCCUGGUGCCUCCUUUGCCGCAGGACAGGGUGUUCCUUCUCCAGCUCCUGUUGCUGCUGCCGUCACUCCUGCUCCCGUGGCAGCCAAAAAGAAUGUGGUCAAAGCUGUCACCUACGACUGGGCUCCUCGAGGGGUUGCCCAGAAUUUGGCUCUGCGUUACAUGGAGCUGCUCCCGCCGGAGCGGCGGCCCAUUGCAGGCACGGAGGGAGCAGAUUAUCGUAAAAAGCAAAUGGCCAAACAGCUCCCAGAGCACGACCAGGACCCGGAGCGCUGCCACGAGCUCUCACCCGCUGAGGUCAAACAAAUGCAGCAGUAUGUCCGCAAGUACAAGGACGAGGCUCUGGGCAUUGGAGACCUGACACUACCGGAGGAGCUCAGCUCUCAUGCAGAAGCCCUUCAGAGCCCUGGUGCAGGAGCCAAGCCGGGAGCACCCGGGGACCAGGGCACGGCCGCAGUGGGGAAGGUCGGGGUCCCGGGGGCGGCCGGGGCAGUUAGCGGCGUCGGUCCUUCUGGGAAUUACGCGUGCCAUCAAUGCCAUCGUGCCAUGAACCGUGGCGACCCGGCUGUUUUCGCGGAACGUGCCGGCUUCGAAAAGCUUUGGCACCCGGGAUGCUUCGUGUGCUGCACCUGCAACGAGCUGCUGGUGGAUAUGAUCUACUUCUGGAAGAAGGGCAACCUGUACUGCGGCCGGCACUACGGAGACAGUGAGAAGCCCCGAUGCGGCGGCUGUGACGAGCUGAUCUUCAGUAACGAGUACACUCAGGCCGAGGGACAGAACUGGCACCUGAAGCACUUCUGCUGCUUCGACUGCGACUGUGUUCUGGCCGGAGAAACUUACGUCAUGGAGAACGACAAGCCGGUGUGCCAACCCUGCUACAUGAAGAACCACGCUGUGCACUGCGUGUCGUGUAAGCAGCCGAUCGAGCCCGAAGCGCAGCGCGUGUCCUACGGCGAGCACCACUGGCACGCCGAGCCUCAGUGCUUUCAGUGCUCGGGCUGCUCCAAGUGCCUGGUGGGUCAGCGCUUCAUGGCCAUGCAGGGGAAACUCGUCUGCUCCGUCGAGUGCAAGAAGAAGGUCAUGGCGCCUUGAAGACGCUCAGACCAACCAGCUACGGGACCAAGUCAUCGUUUCAUAACCACUCUGUUUAUAACCACUGGCUUAGUCUUUCUUUUUCAAGUGUUUUCAUCAAGAACAACUCCUUUUCCUUUGCCUUUUUCUUUUCAUCUUGCUUUCAGUUCUGAAUAACAACAUUAAUAUUCACGCAAGUUCUUCAAAGCCGCGCAUAUUUUUGCACACGGCAGCCUGCGGCUAAGCAGCGGUACAAUAAAUCAAAAUAUCAGACACACACACACUCGCUGCUGUGAAACACACGUCUCCGUCCUGCUGCUGUGGAACAUCUCAGUAUUGAACCCAGUCUCAACAUUUCUGAUUCUCUGGCGUUUCUUUAAAUCACUAAAAUCGCACUUUAUUAUGAUUUCUUUUUUUUUUUUUUUCACUUUGUAACGUAAUAAAAAUCUUGAAAGAGAAAUUGAAGGACUGU